Messenger RNA from Saprolegnia parasitica CBS 223.65, 1549 nucleotides. RefSeq lists its product as hypothetical. The record is from RefSeq and is a predicted model, not a curated record. Gene Ontology annotation, molecular function: protein binding. The coding region runs from base 1 to 1482 and encodes 493 amino acids. Lineage: Eukaryota; Oomycota; Saprolegniomycetes; Saprolegniales; Saprolegniaceae. The transcript has 9 exons.
AUGUCAUUCACAGUCAGCCACGCCCUCGCACUCGAGCGGCCUCUUGUUGGGCACGCUGCGCCAUGGAACGACCCGGCGAUGGCCUUGACGAGUUUGCACUUGACAUUGCCGUGGAGUGACGCACCGUUUGCCACCAUUGGCUGCGCGGCCUGCAACCAGUCGCUCUCGCAGUGCUUGGACGACGCGUACGGCCACCUGCACGUCGCGUGCCCAGUGAGCCAAGACGGGUGCAUCGGCACCUACCAUUUUCGCACGAGCCGCCCUAUCUCGUCGCUGCGUCUCGUGCACUGUCUCUACGACGAAGCGUCAAGCAGCGUAGCACACGUCGACCACACGCUGCACGGUCCGUUCCAGCCGGGCAUCGAGUACUCGUGGCGCGUCGCUUUGGCAUCGCUGCCAUGCGCCCCGACCUUGCCGCGUCCUUGCGAUGUCUUUUUCUUCGAAGGCGACGCGCCGCUACUGCACCACCGCAUGACGUUUACGGUGUCUGCGUCGGUGCCGCAGGACCUGCUCUACGAUGCCAUUGAGAAGGGCUUGACGAUUGGUGUCAUGGACGCGCUGCACCGCGGCGCUCUCACCCCGGCAACCGGUGGCGUCGCACUGCACUUGGCCGUGCAGAAGCGGUACUUUCCCAUCAUCGACGUGCUCCUUGCCCACGGCGCGUCCUUUGAAGCAAUGGACGCAGCGCGCGUGGGGUUCCUUCUCACUACCAGCCACUCCGUGUUGUAUCGUGCGAUGGAAGCGGGCGAUAUGGACAUGCUUCGCUUCCUCCUCGCACGCGGCGUGCGUGCGCUCUCGGAAGAUGGCGGAAACGCGCUGCUGCUAGCCAUCGCGCGCGGAGCGCCCGACAUCAUCCAAUGCUUUCUGCAGCACAUGCGCGCGGACGACGACCUCAAUGCGCUCUUUGCAUGGAAGGCGGGAAUGGUAUCUCCCCUCUCGGUCGCGUACGACUGCAACGAGCCCGAAAUUGCGCUGCAGCUGCUCGAGGCCGGGGCCAGCGCCGUCGCCAGUGGUCGUAGCCACAGCGUCCUCCUCUACUGCAUCUCGUGCGUUCUCGACGCCGACACGGUCCUCGCCCACGUCGUCCUUUUGCUCGAGCGCGGCGCUGGCGUCGACAUCCAUAAAGCCAUCGACGGCGAGACGUCGGCCAUGACGGUGGCGAUCGAACGUCGCUUGUACGAAGUCGUGCUCGUCUUGGUCGCGCACCAAGCCGAGGCCACGUCCCGCCCGCCGAGCUCGUACGAUGCACACGUAUAUGCCCUCGCACGCGACUGCGACGACGGCGGGCACAUGCUCUCGGUCCUUGGCUUGCCGUCCAUCUCGUACGCACCGAUGGCGGGCAAGUCCGAGCCCGUGCAGCGCAUCGAUUUGAGUGCGCUGGACCAAAGCAUUCUCGAUGCAUUGCUCCAUGCGCCGCCCGUGCAAGCCAUGGAGACGCUCGCCAUCACGGACGACGCCUCGGACGACUGGCUCUUGCUUUGAGUGAAAAAUUCGUGUUGUUUUUGUGCAUCCAAAAGUUUAAAAUCCAAUGUCAUGAGAUUGAAAAUCA